This is a messenger RNA of Indicator indicator, 1362 nucleotides long. RefSeq names its product serine incorporator 2 (gene SERINC2). Gene Ontology annotation, cellular component: membrane. The transcript is spliced from 10 exons. The record is from RefSeq and is a predicted model, not a curated record. NCBI's taxonomy places the organism in Eukaryota, Metazoa, Chordata, Aves, Piciformes, Indicatoridae. Bases 1 to 1362 code for a protein of 453 amino acids.
AUGGGGGCUUGUCUCGGGGUCUGUUCCCUGCUCAGCUGCGUGUCCUGUCUCUGUGGCUCUGCACCAUGCCUGCUGUGUGGCUGCUGCCCCUCAACCAAGAACUCCACUGUCUCACGCCUCCUCUUCACCUUCUUCCUCUUCCUGGGCACCCUUGUGUCCAUCAUUAUGAUAACCCCUGGUGUAGAGAAGGAGCUGCACAAGCUGCCAGGCUUCUGUGAAGGCAGUGGGUCAGUGCUGGGCAUCCAGACCAAGGUCAACUGUGAGAGCUUCCUGGGCCACAAGGCUGUGUACCGCAUGGGCUUCGCCAUGGCUGCCUUCUUCUUCCUCUUCGCUGCCAUCAUGCUCUGCGUGCGCAGCAGCAGGGACCCGCGAGCCGCCGUGCAGAAUGGCUUCUGGUUCUUCAAGUUCCUGGUGCUGGUGGGGAUCACAGUGGGAGCCUUCUACAUCCCUGAUGGUACCUUCACCUCAGUCUGGUUUUACUUCGGUGUGGUUGGUUCCUUCCUCUUCAUCCUCAUCCAGCUCGUGCUGCUCAUUGACUUUGCUCACUCCUGGAGCCAGCUGUGGCUGCGCAACGCGGAGGAGAGCAACGCCAAGGGCUGGUACGCAGCCCUCUGCACCAUCACCUUCAUCUUCUACGCCGCCUCCAUCGCAGCCAUAGUGCUGCUGUACAUCUACUACACCAAGCCCCAGGGCUGCACGGAGGGCAAGGUCCUCAUCAGCAUCAACCUCAUCCUCUGCCUCAUUGUCUCUGCCGUGUCCAUCCUGCCCAAGGUGCAGGAAGCUCAGCCACACUCGGGGCUGCUGCAGGCUUCCCUCAUCACCCUCUACACUGCCUAUGUCACCUGGGCUGCCCUGGCCAACGUGCCAACCCAGAGCUGUAACCCCACGCUGCUGGUGAGGAACAGCAGCAGCUCAGCCACGGCCACCCAGCCAGUGACAACCUGGUGGGAUGCCCCCAGCAUCGUGGGCUUGGUCAUCUUCCUCCUCUGCACCCUCUUCAUCAGCCUGCGCCGCUCGGACCACCGGGAGGUGAACAAACUGCUGCUGACCGAGGUGGGCGGGGCCGGGACCGGGACCGGGGCCGAGGAGGGCGCCGUGGAGGGCAGCCCGCACCGUGCCUACGACGACGAGCAGGAUGGGGUCACCUACAACUACACCUUCUUCCACCUCUGCCUCCUCCUCGCUGCCCUCUACAUCAUGAUGACCCUCACCAACUGGUACAGGCCUGACGAGAGCCUGCAGGAGCUGAGGAGCCCCUGGACAGCAGUGUGGGUGAAGAUCUGCUCCAGCUGGGCUGGGCUCCUGCUCUACCUCUGGACUUUGGUGGCUCCACUGGUGCUGCCAGACCGGGACUUCAGCUAA